Molecule: messenger RNA, 1083 nt
Organism: Elephantulus edwardii (Cape elephant shrew)
Lineage: Eukaryota; Metazoa; Chordata; Mammalia; Macroscelidea; Macroscelididae
Gene: SFRP4
Product: secreted frizzled-related protein 4
Exons: 6
Coding region: 22-1083 (353 amino acids)
Biological process (GO): canonical Wnt signaling pathway; non-canonical Wnt signaling pathway
Cellular component (GO): cytoplasm
Molecular function (GO): Wnt-protein binding
Source: RefSeq, a predicted model, not a curated record
GCAGCGCUGGAGGGAAGUGCCAUGCUCCUCUCGCUUCUUGCCCUGUUUUGCCUGUGGCUGCGCCUGGCGCUGGGCGUGCGCGGUGCGCCCUGCGAGGCGGUGCGCAUCCCCAUGUGCCGGCACAUGCCCUGGAACCUUACGCGGAUGCCCAACCACUUGCACCACAGCACGCAGGAGAACGCGAUCCUGGCCAUCGAGCAGUAUGAGGAGCUGGUGGACGUGAACUGCAGCGCGGUGCUGCGCUUCUUUCUCUGUGCCAUGUACGCACCCAUCUGUACCCUGGAGUUCCUGCAUGACCCCAUCAAACCCUGCAAGUCGCUGUGCCAGCGCGCACGCGACGACUGUGAGCCCCUCAUGAAGAUGUACAACCACAGCUGGCCGGAGAGCCUAGCCUGCGAGGAACUGCCCGUCUAUGAUCGCGGAGUGUGCAUCUCGCCCGAGGCCAUUGUCACUGACCUUCCGGAGGAUGCGAAGUGGAUUGACGUCACCCCAGACAUGAUGGUACAAGAACGGACUCUUGAUGUGGACUGUAAACACCUAAGCCCUGACAGAUGCAAAUGCAAAAAGGUGAAGCCUACUCUGGCAACAUAUCUGAGUAAAAAUUACAGCUAUGCUAUUCAUGCCAAAAUAAAAGCUGUGCAGCGGAGCGGCUGCAAUGAAGUCACUACUGUGGUGGAUGUUAAAGAGAUCUUCAAGUCCUCUUUACCCAUCCCUCGAACUCAAGUCCUGCUCGUUACCAAUUCAUCCUGCCAGUGUCCACACAUUCUACCACACCAAGAUGUUCUCAUCAUGUGCUACGAGUGGCGCUCCAGGAUGAUGCUUCUUGAAAAUUGCUUAGUUGAAAAAUGGAGAGAUCAACUUAGUAAAAGAUCCAUACAGUGGGAAGAGAGGCUGCAGGAACAUCAAAGAAUGAUUCAGGACCAGAGAAAACUGACUCAGGACAAGAAGCAGCCAGCUGGUCGUACCAGUCGUAGCAACCCACCGAAACCAAAGGGAAAGCCACCUGCCACCAAAUCCAGCAGCUCCAAGAAGAGUAUUAACGCCAGAAGCCCCCCAAAGAGGACACACUCAAAAAGAACAUGA